Messenger RNA from Manis javanica (Malayan pangolin), 4398 nucleotides. It is a transcript of the gene ILRUN, whose product is annotated as inflammation and lipid regulator with UBA-like and NBR1-like domains. Gene Ontology annotation, molecular function: ubiquitin binding. Lineage: Eukaryota; Metazoa; Chordata; Mammalia; Pholidota; Manidae. Gene Ontology annotation, cellular component: phagophore assembly site. The record is from RefSeq and is a predicted model, not a curated record. Gene Ontology annotation, biological process: macroautophagy.
CGGCGGCGACGAAGGCGGAGGCGGCGGCGACGGCGCAAGAGGGGGUGGGGGGUGGGGCGCGAGAGUGAGUGAGUGGCUGAGUUUACCCCUGUGAAGCAGUGAGAGGCCCGGGGCCUACCUCAAAGGAGAGGGGUCGCGGUGCCAGCUAGCAGCGGGCCCCCUCCUGGUCCCCGGGCCCGGUGGCGGCGGCGGCGGCGACUCGGUUGUGAGGAGGCGGGGAAGCGGGUGUCCGGCCCCAGUCAUGGAGGGCAUGGACGUGGACCUAGACCCCGAGCUGAUGCAGAAGUUCAGUUGCCUGGGCACCACCGACAAGGACGUGCUCAUCUCCGAGUUCCAGCGGUUGCUCGGCUUCCAGCUAAACCCGGCCGGCUGCGCCUUCUUCCUGGACAUGACCAACUGGAACCUACAAGCAGCAAUUGGCGCCUAUUAUGACUUUGAGAGCCCAAACAUCAGUGUGCCCUCCAUGUCCUUUGUUGAAGAUGUCACUAUAGGAGAAGGGGAGUCAAUACCUCCUGAUACUCAGUUUAUAAAAACGUGGCGGAUCCAGAAUUCUGGGGCAGAGGCCUGGCCUCCAGGGGUUUGUCUUAAAUAUGUCGGGGGAGACCAAUUUGGACAUGUGAACAUGGUGAUGGUGAGAUCGCUAGAGCCCCAAGAGAUUGCAGAUGUCAGCGUCCAGAUGUGCAGCCCCAGCAGAGCAGGAAUGUAUCAGGGACAAUGGCGGAUGUGCACUGCUACGGGACUCUACUAUGGAGAUGUCAUCUGGGUGAUUCUCAGUGUGGAGGUGGGUGGACUGUUAGGAGUAACGCAGCAGCUGUCAUCUUUUGAAACGGAGUUCAACACACAACCACAUCGCAAGGUAGAAGGAAACUUCAACCCGUUUGCCUCUCCCCAAAAGAACCGACAAUCAGAUGAAAACAACUUAAAAGACCCUGGGGGUUCCGGGUUCGACUCGAUCAGCAAAAACACAUGGGCACCUGCUCCUGACCAAACCGAGCAAGAUGAGAAUAGACUCUCUCAGAACUCUGUAAAUCUGUCCCCCAGCAGUCACGCAAACAACUUAUCAGUAGUGACUUACAGUAAGGACACUUUCUUGUCCCCAAGUACAUGUGGGGAUGCUCUGAGAAAUGGAGCCUUCGGAAACCCACUUCUUUGCAAGGGGCUCCACGGGCCUUACCCCUUCGGCCAGUCUUAAACGGGUGUCAGCAAGAAGAAAAAUAAGACCGAAGGCUUGACUUUUUUGGGGGGCGGGCAAGGGGUUCCCUCUGGAUGGCAGACCGCGUCACAUGGACCUCUGGCUCUGACCCCCAAUCCUGGAAGAAGAGGAAGAAGCAGAACAGACUAGUUUUGAGUAAACUCAGUAUGCAUGUGUGAAUGCUGAAUUGCAGGAGUGGUGUUGAGCUACCAAGAAGAAAUCCGUGCAGCCGCCUUGGUUUUGUUUAGUAGGCAUCAGUCUAACAAAUCAUUAGGUCACUCGGGAAGGGAAAAAAAGUUUAAAUGGGGGGAAAAAGCCAUCUUUUUCAACAAAAAUUAUUUUGCCUACGGACAGGUUGUAGUUUUGAGCACAUGUUAAUUUUUUCCCUCUUUCCCCACUUUUAUUUUUUUGGAUAAGGGAUAACAUACUCUAUAGAAUAGCUGCUUGCUCUGGAAGCGAUUCAGGUUAAAAGCUGGUGUGGCAUGUUUGGGGACUCUCUGGGUCAGUCUUACAGGAAGACAUCUGCCAUGCCACAUGACUCCAGAAGUCUCUGACUCCAUCUGUUUUUAAUGGCAUCAACCAAUCAAUUAUCGCCCUUUUCCUCUUCUUUUCUCUUUAAUCUUCUGUUGAUUUACACCUUUGACAUUUGUAUUUGUCAACCCUGUGGCUUGUUACCAUCUGAAACUCUCUGAAGACCAAACUUCCCUGUGUGGCCAGCAGAGGAAGCCUUGAGGACAGAUCUCGGGUGGUGUGGGAGUUUCUGAGGCAGAGAGGUGUCCUGCACACACUUGUAACAAUUCAAAUUGCUCUUCUUCCAUGUUUCUCUUGGUGGAGAGAGAUGCCAUUAUGCUUACUGCUCUUUUGGAUUCUUUGUCCACGGGGUUUUUCCAUUUGCUCUGGGAAUAGUUCCUCCAUGCUACGUAUAUGGAUGUGCCACAGGCACACACACAUGGGUGUUGAUGCAGCUCAUCAGUGAGUGUGAAGGUGUCCCAUGCUUCUCUUUUGGCUCACAACUCCCUUCCCUGUGUUUCUGUCCGGUUGUCCCACUGUGAUGUUUUCACAGCCCAUUAGUGGAGGCUGAGCUGUUAAGGUAUGAAAAUACAACCCCAAAUGGGGAAUUUGCCGUGGGGAAAGGCCAUAGUUACUGACAACAUGAUCUUGGAGACCACAUUUUAAUGGAAACCAGAGGACCCCCACCCUGAGUAGGAUGCUUGGUUUUUGGGAGGUGGUGGGCAAGGAACAAAGGCUGACUGGCUGGCUGCCCACUUGGGUAGGUGGUCCCACUGGCAUCCUGUGGAUCUGAGCAGGUUGAGACGUGGGUAUCUCCAUGGGAAGCUUGAACCAGGCGAGAACAGCUAUCUGCCAAAGAUACAAGAAUAUGCAAAGUCCCUCUUCUCUUCCAACCCCCUCCUUCCCUCGAGUCUUGGUUGGUUUGAUAGCCAGGGAUAUGGAUCUAGGGUGUGGAUGCAGGGUCACCUGCCUGUCAUGCCCCAGAGGUGUGAGACGAGCAGAGAGACCAGGUGAUGAACGGCUGCAAGGGGUCAUUAUAGCCUGGGUAUGGGUGAGGGUCUGCCUGCCUGUCUCUGUGUGUCUGAGUUCCACAAAUGCGUGAUAUUUGUUCCUCCUCAUCCUCUUCUGACACAGUUGUUUUUUAAAGCUUGAUUGUGGGAGAAAAGCUUGUAUAAAAUUCCUUCACCUCCCCACUUCCCAACAAGUAAAAGGGGGAAUAAACUUUGGUCCGCUGGAGAAGCCCCGGGGGGAGGGUGGAGCCAUGCUGCUGAGAAGGGCGGUACAGCUGGCGCUGGGGUUGGACUAGGGCUCACACUGGAGCACCCACUCUCUAUGCACAUGAAAAAUGCCCCAUUCUGGAACAGAACAGAGGGGAGUCCCUGCCGGUGCCCAGGCCACCAGUGGCCCAAGCCAGGGGCUCACAGUGGCUUUUUGUCUGAGGGCCCUAUCAGGCCCAGCCUGCGGCUACUGUUGGUGCCAACCUCCUGGGAUACCGCCAGGAACCCACACAUAGUCCAGCCAUUCUCCUGGCUUGCUCACCUUCACAGCAGUGCAUCUCCAGCUUCUCCUGGCAGGAUUAUGGGAAACUACAUCCCCUGGUAUCCUGGCUUCCUCAUCUCCCCGACACAGGUGUCCCUUUCCUGUUUCUCAGAGGGGCUACCUGCCAUUAUUCAGCAGGGGCUUCAUAGGCCACCACCAGUAGGUCUGGCCCUGCCAGAGGCACCCUGCUCCUCCUCUUCCCUGUAGGUAACCUCACCUAUAAGGUGACUAAGCAUGUUGGCUUCCCUCCUAAGAAUAAACCAUUUCUGUACACAUCUUUGGAGAGCUGAACUUCUUGCAGAGGCCCAGAGUAAGCACAAGCCGUGGUUUAGGGGUGGAGGAAGUCCAUGGCUCCUCCAGGACCAGGAGGGCAUCAAUACCAUUCUGCCUCCUCUCGCUGUUUUGGCUUUGAGCAACGCCCAGAGCCCCUCUACUCCCCUGCCCAGUAGGGUGGUAGAUGCUAACCUCUCAUCCCCAGUAGUCUCCCUUGCUCUUGGUCUUGUCACCACAUGGCAGGCUACCUCUGGACAGGACCACCAGUGUCUGGCAGCAGUCAGGUGAAGCAGGCACUGUCCUUGGGGGGCCUGAGCUCCGCAGGGGAGGCAGAGGGGCUGAGGCUUGGGAAGAAUCUGUGUGCAUGGAGUGAGGUAUGUGUGGACGUGUGCACGCGUGCAUGCCUUUUUUUCUUUUUGUCAUGGGGACAGUUGAAUUUGGGGCAUUUUUCUAUAAAAGGCAGCCUUCUCUUCCCUAGUAAAGACUGUCUGUCACAUUAAGCCCAUCAGAGGCACUUCUAGCCUGGAGAGAACCACACCAAGACAGCUGGUGUAGCCUGAGAGUGGUCAGGUGGGAAAUGGGCAUGAGAAUUAACACCUCCCCAAAUUCAGUCUGAUCCCCAGCAGGAGAGGAUGGCGGGGCUGCCAGGGCUCAGAGCUGCAAGCUGGGUCCUCAGUGCACCCGGCCUUACCUUUCCUUAGUCUCCUUGGGUGAGUGCUGGAACAGCAGUGGCUGCCCUUCCACCUGGACAGGGGUGUGUAGCAAGCACACUGAGUGGGUGUUUGUGCUGGGGCGUCAUGGUGCCUGGGAGGAGAUGAAGAUGAGGAGGUUUUUCCUUACUGUAUAAAUGAAUAUUUGUAUGAUUAAAUUAACACACAAAACUA